CUCUCGUUGCCUUCGCUCUGCCCGCCUCGCCGUCGCCGUCGCAGCAGCCUCUCUGCGUCUCGCUCUCGUCCACUUGGCCCACGCGACUUCUCUCUGCUCUCUGCUCUCUGUGCAGCUCCGCCUGCCUGCCUCGCAGCUCUCGCGUCCGCGUGCCUCCACAGCGCCACUUGAUUCGCCCGCAGCAGCCAUGGCACAGCCAGCACGGCACCCGAAGCGGAAAAUCGCCGUGCUUGGCUCGCGCUCCGUCGGCAAGUCCUCGCUCAUCGUGCGCUACGUCGAGGAUGCCUUUGUCGACUCGUACUACCCGACGAUUGAGAACAUCUUCAACAAGUGCGUCAAGUACAAGGGCGUCGAGUAUGACUGUGAUGUCAUCGACACCGCAGGGCAGGACGAGUACUCGAUCCUGAACUCCAAGCACGCCAUCGGCAUCCACGGCUACGUGCUGGUGUACUCGAUUGCGUCGCGCAACUCGUUUGAGAUGGUGCAGACGGUGUACGACAAGAUUCUCAACUACACGGGCACGGAGCACGUGCCGUGCGUGAUUGUGGGGCAGAAGAGCGACUUGCAUGUGCAGCGGCAAGUGUCGGAGCAGGAGGGCAAGGACCUGGCGCAGCAACUGCAGUGUGCUUGGGUCGAGACGAGCGCAAGACACAAUGCCAACGUCUCAAAAGUCUUUGAGCUGAUGCUCGGCGAGACGGAGCGCGGCACAACGAAGGAGAACCCGGAGCCGGCGCCGAGCAAGUGCGAUGUCAUGUGAUGCGUCUUUCGCGCUUGCUCUCCUCUCUCUCUCUCAUCGCGCGGCCAUCACCUCCGCUUCCACGAUCUGCGCGCCCUUUGCUCGUCCAUGUGUAAAUCUCUCCGCCCAUCACCGCCCCUCGUUCCGCAGCUCCCAGAUCCCGAUCGCACUACCCAUAAUUUCGUAAGCGCAUCGCAGCAGCGCACGCGCGGCGCAGCACCUGGUUGUUGUGAGCCAGACAGGCGGGGAGAGCAGCCCGUACGUGCCCC
Messenger RNA from Tilletiopsis washingtonensis, 1005 nucleotides. Its product is annotated as putative ras-related GTP-binding protein. The transcript has 5 exons. The record is from RefSeq and is a predicted model, not a curated record. Gene Ontology annotation, molecular function: GDP binding; GTP binding; GTPase activity. Lineage: Eukaryota; Fungi; Basidiomycota; Exobasidiomycetes; Entylomatales. Bases 188 to 757 code for a protein of 189 amino acids. Gene Ontology annotation, biological process: small GTPase-mediated signal transduction. Gene Ontology annotation, cellular component: plasma membrane.